CUGGGCAAAUUCGUCGCCCAGCCUCCUAGCGCUCCAGGGAGGCGGCUGCGCCCGCGGCGGAUCGCUCAGUAGGCGCGCGCAGAGCAAGACGCCGCGGCCGCGGGAGCGCAGUAAUGGGGAAGAACCGCGAGAUGCGCCUGGCUCACAUCUGCUGCUGCUGCCUCCUUUACCAGCUGGGGCUGCUGUCGAAUGGGAUUGUUUCAGGUAAGUUCUUCCAUGACUUCCUGGCUUCCUUUCAAGACUCCUCAGCGAAGACCGCGAAUGCAUGGGUGCUGCUGAGGAUCCCGGCCUUCUCCCGGGAUCUGUACCUGCUGCUCCGGAGAGACGGUCGCUUCCUGGCGCCGCGCUUCGCGGUGGAACAGCGGCCAAGUCCCGGCCCCGGCCCCACGGGGGCAGCAUCCGCCCCGCGCCCUCCCGCGCCGCUGGACGCUGCCUGCUUCUACACCGGAGCCGUGCUGCGGCACCCCGGCUCGCUGGCCUCUUUCAGCACCUGUGGAGGUGGCCUGAUGGGAUUUAUACAGCUCAAUGAGGACUUUAUAUUUAUUGAGCCACUCAAUGAUACAAUGGCUAUAACGGGUCACCCACACCGUGUAUAUAGGCAGAAAAGGUCCAUGGAGGAAAAAGUCUCAGAGAAGUCAGCUCUUCACAGUCAUUAUUGUGGUAUAAUUUCAGAUAAAGGAAGACCUAGGUCUAAAAAAAUAUCAGAAAGUGGAAGAGGGAAACGAUAUUCAUACAAAUUACCUCAAGAAUACAACAUAGAGACUGUAGUGGUUGCAGACCCAGCAAUGGUUUCCUAUCAUGGAGCAGAUGCAGCCAGGAGAUUCAUUCUAACCAUCUUAAAUAUGGUUUUUAAUCUUUUCCAACACAAGAGUCUUGGUGUGCAGGUCAAUCUUCGUGUGAUAAAGCUUAUUCUGCUCCAUGAAACUCCAGCAGACCUAUAUAUUGGGCACCAUGGAGAGAAAAUGUUAGAAAGUUUUUGUAAGUGGCAAUAUGAAGAAUUUGGCAAAAAAAAUGAUAUACAUUUAGAGAUGUCAACAAGUUGGGGGGAAGACAUGACUUCAGUGGAUGCAGCUAUACUUAUAACAAGAAAAGAUUUCUGUGUGCACAAAGAUGAACCAUGUGAUACUGUUGGUAUAGCAUACUUGAGUGGAAUGUGUAGCGAAAAGAGAAAAUGUAUUAUUGCUGAAGAUAAUGGCCUGAAUCUUGCAUUUACAAUUGCUCAUGAAAUGGGUCACAACAUGGGCAUUAAUCAUGACAAUGACCACCCAUCAUGUGCUGAUGGUCUUCAUAUCAUGUCUGGUGAAUGGAUUAAAGGACAAAAUCUUGGUGAUGUUUCAUGGUCUCGAUGUAGCAAGGAAGAUUUGGAAAGAUUUCUCAGGUCAAAGACCAGUAACUGCUUGCUGCAAACAAAUCCCCAGAGUGUCAAUUCUGUGAUGGUUCCCUCCAAACUUCCGGAGAUGACAUACACUGCUGAUGAGCAGUGUCAGAUUCUCUUUGGGCCAUCGGCUUCCUUUUGUCAAGAGAUGCAGCAUGUAAUUUGCACGGGUUUAUGGUGCAAGGUAGAAGGUGAGAAAGAAUGCAGAACGAAACUAGACCCACCAAUGGAUGGAACUGAUUGUGACCCUGGUAAGUGGUGUAAGGCUGGAGAAUGUACCAGCAGGACCUCAGCACCUGAACAUCUUGCUGGAGAGUGGAGCCUGUGGAGUCCCUGCAGCCGAACCUGCAGUUCUGGGAUCAGCAGUCGAGAGCGCAAAUGUCCUGGGCUAGGUUCUGAAGCAAGGGAUUGUAAUGGUCCCAGAAAACAAUACAGAAUAUGUGAGAAUCCACCUUGUCCUGCAGGUUUGCCUGGAUUCAGAGACUGGCAAUGUCAGGCCUUUAGUGUUAGAACUUCGUACCCAAAGCAUGUACUUCAGUGGCAAGCUAUCCUGGAUGAAGAAAAACCAUGUGCCUUGUUUUGCUCUCCUGUUGGAAAAGAACAGCCUGUUCUUCUCUCAGAAAAAGUGAUGGAUGGAACUUCUUGUGGAUAUCAGGGAUUAGAUAUCUGUGCAAAUGGCAGGUGCCAGAAAGUUGGCUGUGAUGGUUUAUUAGGGUCUCUUGCAAGGGAAGAUCACUGUGGUAUAUGCAAUGGCAAUGGAAAAUCGUGCAAAAUCAUUAAAGGGGAUUUUAAUCACACCAGAGGAGCAGGUUACGUAGAAGUGCUGGUGAUACCUGCUGGAGCAAGAAGAAUCAAAGUUGUGGAGGAAAAGCCGGCACAUAGCUAUUUAGCUCUCCGAGAUGCUGGCAAACAGUCUAUUAAUAGUGACUGGAAGAUUGAACACUCUGGAGCAUUCAAUUUAGCAGGAACUACCGUUCAUUAUAUAAGACGAGGCCUGUGGGAAAAGAUCUCUGCCAAAGGUCCUACUACAGCACCUUUACAUCUCCUGGUGCUCCUGUUUCAGGAUCAGAAUUAUGGUCUUCACUAUGAAUACACAAUCCCAUCAGACCCUCUUCCAGAGAACCAGAGUUCUAAGGCCCCUGAGCCCCUCUUCAUGUGGACACACACAGGCUGGGAAGAUUGCGAUGCCACGUGUGGAGGAGGAGAAAGAAAGACAACAGUAUCCUGCACAAAAAUAAUGAGCAAAAAUAUCAGCAUUGUGGACAACAAGAAAUGCAAAUACUUAACCAAACCAGAGCCACAGAUUCGAAAGUGUAAUGAGCAACCGUGUCAAACAAGAUGGAUGAUGACAGAAUGGACUCCCUGUUCACGGACUUGUGGGAAAGGAAUGCAGAGUAGACAAGUGGCCUGUACCCAACAACUGAGCAACGGAACUCUGAUUAGAGCUCGGGAAAGGGACUGCACUGGACCUAAGCCUACCACUGCCCAGCGCUGCGAGGGCCAGGACUGUAUGACGGUGUGGGAGGCAGGAGUAUGGUCUGAGUGCUCAGUCAAGUGUGGCAAAGGCGUACGGCAUCGGACUGUGAGGUGUACUAACCCAAGAAAGAAGUGUGUCCUUUCCACUAGACCCAGGGAAGCUGAGGACUGUGAAGAUUAUUCAAAAUGCUAUGUGUGGCGAAUGGGUGACUGGUCUAAGUGCUCAAUUACCUGUGGCAAAGGAAUGCAGUCUCGUGUUAUCCAGUGUAUGCAUAAGAUCACAGGAAGACAUGGAAAUGAGUGUUUUUCUUCAGAAAAACCUGCAGCAUACAGGCCAUGCCAUCUCCAGCCCUGCAAUGAGAAGAUUAAUGUAAAUACCAUAACAUCACCCAGACUGGCUGCUCUGACUUUCAAAUGCCUGGGAGAUCAAUGGCCAGUAUAUUGCCGAGUGAUACGUGAAAAGAACCUGUGUCAGGACAUGCGGUGGUAUCAGCGCUGCUGUGAGACGUGCAGGGACUUCUAUGCUCAAAAGCUGCAACAGAAGAGUUGACCUCUAGCAGUCUGGCUGGCUCACAGCUCUUUGCAAUUACAUUAUUUAUAAACACACACACUAGCAUGUUUUCAGACCAAAUAUUAUCAGAUUACAUAUAAUUUAAUCAAAUUAAUUAAUUUAUUUUUUUGCCUGCCAGACAUCCAAUGUGGUGCUUGUUUUGGUUAUGCAAACAUUUUGAUUUAUACUACAUGGCUUCAUAAAUAGUUUUAUAUGAAAAAAUAAGUUGGAUCCAAUAGCCUAAUUUAAAAAGAAAAAAAAAUAGAUUAUUAGACAAAAAAUUUGUUUGUUUGUUAGGGCUGUCUCUAAGGUGCUACUCUCUCCUCACCGAUACCAUUGAGUUAUCCAGAAUGUAUUCUAACUUAGCAUAAUAGUUUAGUCAUAUUUGGAGAGAAAUUAUUUUGGUUUCUGGUGUCCUGCUACAGAAUUAGCUCAUUUUCUGUAUUCUGCAGGAGAUGUGUAAACAUAACAAACCUCAUAGUGAACAGAUUUUUAGAGAAUGUAUUAUGAAUUUGGUUCAGAUUUAGAGACAUCCAUAGGAAAAAUUCUGCUGUAAUUAUAACCUUAUUUUAAAUGAUGGAAAAGUCAAAAUAGAGACUUUGAUCAUGUUCAUGAACAUGUACUUGAAUGGAAGUAUUGUAACAAUGAAACACUGUAAUGAAAUUACACUGAAUCAUCAUUGCACUGUUGAUAUAGUGUAGAGAAACCGUUAGAAAUGGUAACAUCUUACAAAAAUAUGUAUUAUUUUAACAUAUUGUCAUUAGAUUUUAGCUUUUUUAAAAUAUUUUGAACAACGAAAGAAUUGUUCCACCCAUUUCCUUGUAUCUUUUUAGCGGAGUUAUGAAAGAGUAUAGUACUUAGUCUCACAAUUCAUAAAAAGAAAACUUACUAAAUAUUUUUCUGCCUUUUUACUAGGAACAAGGAAAAACAAAAACAUAUUACUGUGGUAGUUUCAUUGUGCUUAUUUUUCCUUUUAAAAUUAAAAAGUUUUACAAUUCUGUGAAACGUUCAAAAACCAGCUUAAUUUUUUUCUUGUGAGAAAAUAUUGUACAUGAUUCACAUGAUUUCUUAGAUUUUUCAAUAAAAUAUGUGAAACUUCCCAUUGAGAGGCAAUUCUUCAUAUACUUAGUCACAUUUCCACAUGCCUUACAAAGUUACUGUCUGCUUUUAUUCCAGUCUUCUAAAGGAUGCUUGUAUAGCUAAUCACCUUGGAAGAUAGAAGUGAUAUCUCUAUUAUUUCUAAAUGACAAACAUGCUUCUCAUUACAAAAACGUCCGGUUUUCUAAAAUUGGGGUUUGUCUCUUAUAACACAACCCAGUUUGUGUGCUGGUGUGACCUCGCUUUCUUUACCCUGUGGAAAUUGAGGCACAGGGAACCAUUACAAGAAAAGCUGAUUCCCUUAUUAAUACUAUUGCUGUGAGUAAUAAAGUCCUUUGUCUCUAA
Messenger RNA from Carlito syrichta (Philippine tarsier), 4844 nucleotides. It is a transcript of the gene ADAMTS19, whose product is annotated as ADAM metallopeptidase with thrombospondin type 1 motif 19. Gene Ontology annotation, biological process: extracellular matrix organization; proteolysis. Gene Ontology annotation, molecular function: metalloendopeptidase activity. NCBI's taxonomy places the organism in Eukaryota, Metazoa, Chordata, Mammalia, Primates, Tarsiidae. The record is from RefSeq and is a predicted model, not a curated record. The coding region runs from base 114 to 3401 and encodes 1095 amino acids. The transcript is spliced from 23 exons. Gene Ontology annotation, cellular component: extracellular matrix.